AUGGCGCUGCGGAUGGCGGCGGCUGCGUUCGUGCGGCGCCUGGCGCCGGCGCGCCCCCCGGCGCUCCUGGCGGAGGCGGAGGCCGUGACGUGCGGGCGCGGGGACAAGAAGACCAAGCGCGGGAAGCGGUUCAAGGGCUCCUACGGCAACUCGCGGCCGAAGCGGGAGAAGAAGAUCGAGCGCAUCAAGGACCGCGUCGAGGUGCCCCGCUCCACCCCGUGGCCCCUCCCCUUCAAGCUCAUCUGA
Molecule: messenger RNA, 246 nt
Organism: Triticum turgidum subsp. durum (durum wheat)
Lineage: Eukaryota; Viridiplantae; Streptophyta; Magnoliopsida; Poales; Poaceae
Source: the annotation of a GenBank genome assembly